AUGGAAAGGAAAUAUGUCAUCGAGAUGUCAAACCAGAGAACAUGCUUAUUGACGCAAGUGGAAACCUCUCGCUAUCGGAUUUCGUCUUUUCAACCUUAUUUAUACAGAAGGAGAAAGAAGAAGACUUCGGUCGUUUGUAAAAGGUUUAGAGUAUAUGGCCCGAAGUUUUUGAGAGAGCUUGCAGAUAUGUGGUCCUGCGGAAUAAGUCUUAUUGUGUUUCUAACCGGCUCAUAUCCAUGGGGCAAAGCAUCUGGUCGGACAAGAAAUUCUCUGGAUUUAUAUUGA
This is a messenger RNA of Encephalitozoon intestinalis ATCC 50506, 285 nucleotides long. Its product is annotated as putative Ser/Thr protein kinase. The record is from RefSeq and is a predicted model, not a curated record. The transcript has a single exon. Lineage: Eukaryota; Fungi; Microsporidia; Unikaryonidae. Bases 1 to 285 code for a protein of 94 amino acids.